AUGCAUAAGCUCACCCUUUCAGAUGAUGUUCUUGCAGCUGCGCUUGAACUCCGAUUCGAUGAAAAACACAUUCAGCAGUACGAAGCCAUUAUCGGUUUCUUGAAAUCUCAUGGAUUCGAGAAUUCACAGAUCGCCAAGUUGGUCUCGAGGCAACCUUCAAUCCUUCAAUCCAAAGUAUCCGACAAUCUGAAGCCUAAAUUUGAGUUCCUCCAGGAAAACGGGAUCGUCGGUUCUUUACUUCCUAAGGUAAUUCUAUCAAGCCCUGGGAUUCUUCUCAGGAGCUUAGAUUCUCAGUUGAAACCAUCCUUUCGUCUCAUAAAGGAAAUGCUUGAAACGGAUGAAAAUGUAACUGCUGCUAUUUGUCGUUAUACGUGGCUUCUAACUUAUAGUUCCAAGGGUACUCUGCGAUCUAACAUUGAUAUUUUGGUCAGUGAAGGAGUACCUUCUAGGAAUAUAGCGAAAAUGAUUGAAUUGAACCCUAGAACUAUUGUACAAAAUGUUGAUAGAAUAAUUGAUGCAGUGAAAAGGGUUAAAGAAUUAGGCGUUGAACCUAAGGAUUUUAAGUUUGUUCAUGCAGUUACUACAGUGCUUUCAAUGAGUGAUUCAAAUUGGAAGAAGAAAAUAAAUGUUAUGAAGAGUUUAGGAUGGUCUGAGAAUGAGAUUUUUACAGCAUUUAAGAAAUUUCCACCUUAUUUAACUUGUUCGGAGGAUAAAUUGAGGAAUGUUGCAGAUUUCUGUUUCAACACUGCAAAGUUAGAUCCAGGAACUCUAAUUAGUUACCCUGUGUUAUUCAAGUAUUCAGUCGAGAAGCGGCUCCGACCGAGGUACAAAGUUCUUGAGGUUUUGAAGGUGAAAAAUCUUCUUAAGAACGAAAAGAGUGCUCAGUUGUUUUUCCGAGGGGAGAGAGAAUUUGUGGAGAAUUAUAUUGUUAAGCAUUUGGAUGAAAUCCCAAAUCUGAUGGAUAUAUACCGAGGCAAUGUCGCAUCCGAAACCAAAUCUGUUCUAUAG
Molecule: messenger RNA, 1008 nt
Organism: Cucumis sativus (cucumber)
Lineage: Eukaryota; Viridiplantae; Streptophyta; Magnoliopsida; Cucurbitales; Cucurbitaceae
Product: transcription termination factor MTERF5, chloroplastic-like
Exons: 2
Coding region: 1-1008 (335 amino acids)
Biological process (GO): regulation of DNA-templated transcription; chloroplast organization
Cellular component (GO): chloroplast
Molecular function (GO): double-stranded DNA binding
Source: RefSeq, a predicted model, not a curated record